GACUGUCAAACCAAACUUCGUUUUCCUAUAAAUUCCAAAUAAAUUGCCAAGGAUUAAUUUCCUUGCCAAAUGGUUAAAAUAUUUUGAUUUGAUUUAAAAGAUUUUCUGUCCAUCUAGAUAGAAAAAACACACCAUGACAUCGGUUAAGGUUGCUGUGAGAGUUAGACCUCUGAAUAAAAGAGAGGUGGAUCUAAACAGCAAUUUUAUAAUUGAAAUGCAUGGGAAAAAGACCACAAUUACAAAUACAAAGUUGGCAGAGGAGAAGUUGGAUGGAGUCUCGGAGACAACACGGGAGGCUAUGAGGGUGAAGGAUUUCACUUUUGACUUCUCCUUCUGGACUGUGGACCGAUUGGACACUGAAAGAUACCACGACCAGCAGACAGUGUACAAUGGUCUUGGAGUGGAUGUGGUUGACUCUGCUUAUGAAGGCUACAACGCUUGUGUUUUUGCCUAUGGACAGACAGGAUCGGGGAAAACCUACACCAUGAUGGGACCUCCUGACGAUGUAGGAUUGAUUCCUCGUAUCUGUCAAGAGUUGUUUAUUAGAAUGACAGAUGAAACAACCAGUUAUAGAACAGAAGUCAGUUAUCUGGAGAUCUACAACGAGAAGGUUCGUGACCUGUUAAAGGGGAACUUGUCCGAUCAUGUAGUCCACAAUCUGAGGGUCCGGGAACACCCAAAGGAUGGGCCUUAUGUCCAGGGUUUAUCAAAGUACAUAGUAAACAGCUACACAGAGAUUGAAGGCUUGAUGCAGAAAGGCAAUUCUGUCAGAACAACUGCCUCGACAAACAUGAAUGAUGUUAGCAGCCGAUCUCACGCAAUCUUCACUAUAAUCUUCACUCAGGCCACAAUAAAAUCUGGUAUCCCCAGUGAAAAGACAAGUAAAGUUCACCUUGUAGAUCUGGCAGGAAGUGAGCGUGCCACAGCCACCGGGGCGACAGGUGUGCGGCUGAGGGAAGGAGGAAGUAUAAACAAGUCGCUUGUCUCCCUUGGAACAGUUAUCAAACAGCUUGCUGAGGCCUCAGAGAAAGGCCAGCGAGCGGGAAAGGGCACUUUUAUCCCGUACCGAGAUUCCGUCCUCACCUGGCUCCUCAAGGACAGUCUUGGAGGAAACUCUCGCACCAUCAUGAUCACCACAAUUUCACCAGCCGAAGUGAACUAUGCAGAAACCCUAAGUGCCUUACGAUAUGCCAAUAGGGCUAAAAAUAUCAUCAACAGACCUACUGUCAAUGAGGACAAGAAUGUGAAGAUAAUCCGAGAGUUGCGGGAAGAGAUAGAGCGACUGAAGACCAUGAUUGGAGGAGAUAUUGAUAGCAUUUCAGCACCGAUGGUGAAGGAAAAGCUACAUGAGAGUGAGGCUAGGAUGAAAGUAUUGACAGAAGAAUGGAGUGAAAAAUGGAAGGAUAUUGCUUCAAUCCUGAAAGAGCAGGGAACGUUGGCCCUACGGAAGGAAGGUGCGGGAGUGGUGUUAGAUUCUGCCCUACCUCACUUGAUCGGCAUCGAUGAUGACAUCCUCUCCACUGGCAUCAUGCUCUUCCAUCUCAAGGAAGGGAAAACAAGAGUUGGGAAAAGUCAUGCUCAGCCAUCUGUGGAUAUUGUGAUAGCCGGUGAGGAGGUAAAGGUGGAGCACUGUAUGAUAGAGAAUGUGAACAACUCUGUCACACUCUUCCCCGCCCCAGACGCCCUCUGCUCUGUCAACGGAAACCUUGCCACCCAGCCAACCAAACUCACUCAGGGUGCAGUGGUGGUUCUUGGGAAGACAAACAUGUUCCGAUACAACAACCCAACCGAGGCUGCUCAGAUGAAGGAGGAACUCAAAAAGGGAACAUUUCUUAUGCAGAAGAGUGGCAUGCGUCUGUCGCUGUCCAGGACAACCCUAAUCAGCCAGUCAAUGGGAGAUCUCUACCGCUCAUCUGACAACAUUUCAGGAUGGGAGCUGGACAGUUCCCACAGAGAGGAGAAGGAGAGGAUAGAGGAACUGAGAGGUCAGAUCCGGUGUUUAGAGGACCGUUACCACGCGGAGGAGGAAGAACGGAUCAACCAGCAGGUGGCACUGGAGAUGGAGCUGGAGAGACGGCAGGGACAGCUGGACCGCGCCCAGCGUGACCUUGAACGUGUUCAGCUGGAGGUCAUACAGGCUCACCAGACCGGCAUUGUUAAGCUGCCCAAGGGUUCUGAGAUAGACGUCCUGUUAUCAAGACUGGAUGAGAGGGAGAGAGACAUACAGGAGAGGGCCAGGCUCACUUCAGAAACCCUCCAUCAGAAAAUAGAGGAUCUGCAUUUAGAGAACGAGUGUCGUAAGGAACGCACCCUUGGGCACAUAACUGUGUUGGAGGACAAAUGUCGACUCAAGGACACAGAGGUCAAACUCCUGCAGGAUGAACUGGCUGUGAAGAAACAGGCAGCACAUGAACAGGAUGCUGAGGAUCAGAAGGUGAUCAAUGUUGAGCAGGAGCAGCUGGACCGGAUGAGGAAAGACUUUCAGGUCCUCUUUCACAGCCAGCUUGAUGGAGAUAAAGCACUAAAACAGAAAUAUACUGAGGUUGAACAGAGUGAGCAGAAGUUACAGUCAGAGUUUGCCUGUCGUGAGGGGGAGAUGAAAUCACGCUGGGAGCAUAGCGUGCAGGAUAUUGCUGGAGAAAACCGGGACAUCGAGGAGGCCUGGGCCGAUCUCCGACAUCAGGAGGACGAACUCAACCAGCUGCUGGAGACUGAGGGAUUAACUGAGGGUGAGAGGGAGGAGGCUAAAACUGAAAGAGACCAACUAGAGGAAGCCAAGACCUUGCUGAAACUGGAGGAGCAGAAAGUGGCGACAAGAGAGAGGAAAAUCCUCGAUGCUAUAGAGGUGGAGAUGGACCGCUGGGAGAAAUAUAAGGGGGUGGAGCUGGAGAAGGUUGAGGAGAUGAAAGAUGCCAUUGCUAAAGAGUGUGGAAAUCAAGAUCUUGAUAGACUUAGUGGUAAAAUACAUGAGAAACAGACAGUGAUAAGUGAAAUGGUGGAGGAUUUGAAGCAUCAAGAGACUGCUUUAAGAGAGUUUGAGAAGGACAUCGAACAAAGACAGAAAAAAUAUUUGGAAGAGAAGGAGGAGCUUCUUGUAGAGAAACAGAAACUCCAUGAUACUCAGUGUAAGGCAGUGAUUAAGUUUGAGAAGGAUAUAAUCUCCAUCAAUGAAGACCUUGAAGAUCUAGACACAAAAUUGAAUGAUGAGCUCAAGGAAAUCCAGGAAGAGAGGGAGGGAUUGUUGAUGUUAAAGAAGUCACGGAGUAUGGCAGACUCUGGGAUCGAGGCGGGGGACCUAGAUGAACAUCUUCAGAUGAUUGAUGUAUCUGAUAAAGACCAGCAACGCAUUGAGGAGAAGAAAAAGGAAUUAACAGAGCUGCAGGCAGCUGUAGACCGUGCCAAUGAGCAGCUGGAGGAGAAGGUUUGCCACUUUGACCUCGCUCGUGACAAUGAGCUUGACUUCAUCGAGUUGGAGAAAGACAGCCUGCAGGAACGUGUACGCCAGGACAAGAUCAACGCCCUGGUGGAGCAAGAGGUGAAGCGUCGAAUGUUUGAAGAGAAACUUGAGCGUGAGCAGAAACGACAGCUUGAGCGUGACCGGGAACGCCAGGAACGUGACGAGGAGAUCAAACAUCUCAAGGAGGCACACCAUCGUGAGAUGAAGAAACUCAAGGACAAAUUUGAACGCAGCCGGGCAGAUACUGGUGGAAGAACCAUGACCCCCUCUCUAUCAAACCCCUAUGUCACUGUCAUGUCGGCAGACUCAGAAAUGGACAUGCCUAGAAGAAAAAGUACUGGUUGUUCGUUGAACCAGGAGUUGCCCGGGUCCAUCCACAUCUCCAUUCCCUCAUACCGUAUCCAGGCAUACGGCUCGGACAGCCACUAUGAGUAUGAGGUCAAGAUUGUGAUUGGGGAUGAUGUUUGGUCCAUACAGCGUCGCUACAGCAAGUUCCGGGAGUUUCACAUGGCCCUCAAGAGCAAGAUUCCAGAGCUAAAUGCACUAGUUUUCCCACCGAAGAAACUGUUCAGUAAAACAGACAAAGUGGCUGCAGAGAGAAGGGAACAGCUAGAGUUUUACAUGCGUAGUGUGUUGGAGAUCUGUAUGAAGAUUCCCUCGUGUCCCCUACACUUGUCCCAGAAUGCCUUUCUCUCCAAGCAGGUGAUUUGUGACUUUGAUCCCUUCUUUAGGAAGGGUCUCUUCGAAACUUCCAAGUAUGGCACUGCAUAGUGGUCUGUACAUGUAACUGGCUCGUUAUAUUGUUAAUGCAUAUUGUUGGAGAAUGACAAGAUGUUUUCUUUUAAUCCACCAGAAUGUCACUGCCUGAUCUUUCCAUUUGACAUAGUGUAUAUUUAUAUGGACUUUGUAUAGUAGGGCAUCUUUCACAGCUUACAAGCUGCCAGUAAUAACAUGAUUUUAUUGUUGUGUUGCUGAAUAGGCGACAUAAGAUAUUGCAUUUGACGGAUGUGGCAUUUAUUAUCCUUGUGUAGACUUUUACUUGAUUAUCCAGUCAUCAUGAAACUUGGUGACAGUGUUUCUGUGUAAACUGUCCAUGCUAAGUUUGAUUGUCAGAUGAAAACACCAGAGUUAUGCCCCUGUCAAAUUCAUUUUGAUUGAAAUAUAGUUGGUUUAUUGCUUUUUUCAGACAACACUUUGUAUUUAUAAUGCUGAAACUUAGUGCUUGUGUUUGUGGUCACAUUGUCCACGUGUAGUCUGAUGAUUUGCCACAGUAACACCAGAUUUAUACCCCUUACACUUUAAAAUACAAUUUGCUUAUUUCUAGUUUUUAUAGGUAUAAUAAAUAUACAGUUAUGGUAGUAUAUUUGGUUUUGAAAAUGAUGGGCGACUCGACAGGUGACUCAUCCAAUUUAGCUGCAUUCUAGAAACACAUCGAGUAGAAACUACACAUGUAUAUUACAAACUUUAGUCUAAAUUGCAAUCGUGCAGUUGCAAUUAUAAGAAAUGCUAAGCCUCUAUAAUAAUUAGUGCUAAUGGCUAAAAUGUUGUUUUUUCCUUUAUAUUUUUUUAAUUCAUCUACAUAUAGAAUUUAUGUAAUAUUUAUUUAUAAUUGAACAAACUGACAUUGUAUUUUGAUGUUGCCUUCAUAAAGCUUACAAUUCGUACACGUACAUUGCUUACCUAGUUAUUGUUAUAUGUUGUCAUACAAAUCAUUUCCCCAGUCGUAAUUAAAAAGUAAAUUAUUAUUAUUUUUGCACGUGCAGGGUUCAAGCUAGACUUUGAAAAUAGGGUGACGAAGUAUGGGAUUUUUUUUUAGUAUUUAUUUCAAAUAAUUAUACGGUAAUCAUAGAAUUUAAACUGAUAAUUGAUAAGAUGAAAAAUAGUGAUUUCAAAUAUGAUGAAGAGCACUGCUAACAUUAAUAGAAUUUCUACAGAAUUGAGAAUUAAGUCUCCCUUCUGAGUUUGACAGUUGAGGGAGACUUUCCCAAAGUCCCCCUUAAAACAUCAUUGGCACCCCAGCGUAAUAAAAACUUAUAUGAUACCUUGGGAAAAUUUGCUAACAAAACUCCAUAAUUCUUGAAUAUUUAUUAGCAUUUUAUGACCAAUGAAAUAGCUGAUAACAAAAAAGGAAGAUUCUCCAUUUUGAAAUCAGCAAAUAAACAAAAUACUUGAAUUUGAUGUCCCGCCUAAAAUGACUUCAAAGCGGCGAUCUCAUUGGAUCAUUCCAAACCAAAAUUUGAUCCUAACUUCUUAGCCAUUUUACAGCCAGUUUACCAAGGGUAUCAUAUAUGUUUUGAAAAUGCAGAGUUGCCGAGGAUGCCCUUAAGAUUAAUCCCUGAGUGAUGGAACGAUGGAUAGAAAAGCUUCGUUUGUUUGCUUCAUAAAUGUAAUUAGUCAAUUUUUUUACAUUCAUAUGCAAUGUAGGUUUAUAGAUUUGUGAGAGAGCAUUGUUUUGGGUCUUUUAUUGUAUGAUAAGAUGGCAAGUAAAUCCUAGCUGUUAUGGGUAUUUGUUUAUGGUUUGGAUUAUUUCAUUUUUUAGUUUAUAUAUGCUUUAUUUAAGAUGUGUGUUUUGUUGAUGCAUGGAUGAGAUCUGAUUUCAUAGGUUAAGUUCUACCUGUAGUACUUAACAUUGUUAAACGAAACUGUUCUUAUACUACAUUUGAUUGAUGUAUUUUGUUUAUUUUUAAAUAAUUUCAUGAUUUUUAACAUUAGCCCAUCACCUGGAUAAAUAAUGAAUAAAUAUUAUGUCAUUUUACCCCCAGCAAACAAAAGAUUAAUCGUGCCCGCAUAAACUUCAAGAGGUAUUGCAUCACUCGUGUAAUAGGUCUAGUUGUCAUUGUUUUAUGAAGCAAUAACAGUUAUUCUUGUUUGCCUACCACAUCUUAUAGCUUUUACACUUAAAGUUUUAUCAAUGUGUCGGUUAAAAUAUAAUGAAAAUUGUUGAAUGAGAAAUAAAUUGAGAGAUGAAUGGUUACAAUUUUAAACAUGAUGGUUAUUAUUUUAUUAAACAAUGUUAUUUUGCAUGGUGUUAUGUGAUACUGUACCCAGAUCUGAGAUUACUACUUCAAGGGGACCAACAUGUUUUAUUAUUCUGAUUAUAUAAUAAUUAGUAUAGUAGUUAUAUGUAUUUGGAUAAUGAGAUUAUCUCGUUUUGUAUACAAUGACAAUAAAUUGUAUGUUAUCAUUAAAGGUUUAUAAAUAAAAGGUGCAUGACAGAUACAUGUAGAUUUUAUAAUUGUAAAGGAAAAUUGUGUUCAUUUAAUAAUUCUCAUUCCAUGUUGCUUGGUGUUAUCCAUGCUCUUUUUGUGUUCCUGCUUCUGUAUUUCGGCAGCAAAUCUGUUCGGCCAACUGGUACUUUAAUUCCAAACUGAUCAGUCAUUUGGCACUUUAAUUCAUAUAUGUAUUUGCCCAAAUGGCAUUUUAAUCACAAAAAGUUUGGCCUAUUUGCAUUUUGAUCCGAAGCUGGUUAUAUUAUUAAAAAUAAGCCGAUUUACUGUCCGAUAAUGUAGUUAGCUAUAGCAUGUACAAAAUAGCUUAGUGGUAUUUAUUGCUCCAAUUGUCUAGUCAUGCUUCAAGGUCAUACCAUAAACAUUUAUGUGCCAGGUCAUCUACAAUUUACAAAUCUUACGGUAUUUCUGUCAAUCUUUUAAUGGCAUAUCUCAGUGAAAUGUAACAUACCGGUAAUAAAAUUUGGUACUUUAUGAAAAUUACUUGCAGUAAAAUAGGGUUGCAUAGAGUUGAUAUGUGUGGGAAAAAUUGCCUGUAAGUUGUGGCUAUAACAUAACUUAGUCAUUUACACAAGGUCGGAGGAACAAAACAGUUAAAAUACAAACAAACAAAUCUCACACAUGUUGCCUCUAUGCUCCUGUAGUAAAAUGGUCUGCAUUAUAUGCAUGUUUACAUUGCUAUCCAAAUAUUGCUAUAUUUGUUUGAUUUUAGAUAUGCAUGAUGUAAAAUAUUAUGAUCAUAUUGUGAAUCAUCUUUCUAAUGAAUCAGGAUAUAUUAUGAUGUUACAUUAUGUCAAUGUUUCACUAACUGUGCUUAUUUCCCGCACUAUGAUCAUGCCUUAUUCAACAUACAUAUCAUCAUCCAAAGAAGCAAAUCCUACGGGCAUAUACAGAAAUAUGUACUAUUUACUUGUGUAUAGACGGUAUUAAUUAAUAUGUUAUUAUUUAACACUCACGAUAUUGUACAAUCAAUGGCUAUAUAUGAACUCAUUUCAAUAUUCAAAAUGUUAACAAUGUUAGUCACAUUUACCUCGGUUAGAAUAUGUUUGCAGUGCAGCAGUUGUAUAUGUCACACUACCCUUUAACACUUAAAACACUUAAAUUAGCAUUUAGUUACUUGAAUGUUUUGGCGGCUUGUCCUCUACAUGUAUAUUAUCCACCGACUGUUAAAUCAUUUACAUCUACAGAUCCAUCUCGAGACUACAUCUCGGAUAUCCAUAAUGACUAGAGUACAUUACUUUAUUUUUUCAGUGUUUUAUAACCAAGGUUUUAAUUAUUAGGAAUAUUGUUUACAAUAGUUUUUACAAGCAAAAUCUUACAUAUGUUGGACAUAUACUUGAUGUUUGGAAUAUGACACAAUAAACUGUUAAAACUUUA
Mya arenaria is the source of this 8061-nucleotide messenger RNA. Its product is annotated as kinesin-like protein KIF16B. The transcript has 38 exons. Gene Ontology annotation, biological process: microtubule-based movement. NCBI's taxonomy places the organism in Eukaryota, Metazoa, Mollusca, Bivalvia, Myida, Myidae. The record is from RefSeq and is a predicted model, not a curated record. Gene Ontology annotation, molecular function: phosphatidylinositol binding; microtubule binding; ATP binding. Bases 134 to 4228 code for a protein of 1364 amino acids.